AUGCCCGAAGCGGCCAUGUGUGACGACCCGUCAUGCCCCCAACCGGAGGCCUCAACGGCCUCCGGUCUUCCCCAGGAUUUGUGUCUGGCUCGACGCGGUGGAACCUCUAGCGUUCAAGGUCGACGAUGGCGCGACACCUCGAAGCGGCGGCGGCCGUUUUGGGUUCCCCUCGUGCUGCUGUGCUGGAUCUCGUGGGUAUCGCCCGCAACGGCUGUGCUGCUGAAUUUCGACAACUGCUUGGACAAGGCCCGUCUGGACUCGGAUCCACGGCUGCUCCAAUUUGUGCCUCUAGAUGUCUCCGUCACAUUCAACCUGACGGACCCGCUCCGCCCACUGAACGUGACGGUCUACGGCAACGUGUCUGGCACCGUCGACGGACGCGCAGACUAUCCACCGGCGGAUGAUCCGCAGUGGAACAACCCCAACAUUACUGUGGGCAAGAUCGAAGACCUGAGCGACUCGAACAACAAGUAUUCGACCCUGAUGACCGCGUUCGAUGUGCUCAACUUUGCCCCCUAUCACGAGCCCCUACGCUUCUGCACCCAGCUCGGCCAAGGCGAGUGUCCCUUGGGACCGGUGUUUGGUGUCAACGCAAGUGAUUUGAACCAACUGCACUCCUUCUCCGUCCAGCAUGACAUGCUCUCCUCCUACCGAUUCUCGACCAUCUCGCCCAAUUUUGUCCUCCUAUCUGGCGAUGUCUCCGCCGCUGAACUGGGCUGUAUCUCCGUGUCCAUCACACCCGACCUCGGUUCCUCCCUCAAAAAUGCUCUGGCCUAUGUGCCACUCGUCAUUCUGGUGUUGGUGGGGAUCGCGACAAUCACAGCUGCCAUGUACAGUCCCUGGGGCACAACGGAUCCGUUUCGAUGGACGAGCAACUAUGGUCGCGACGAAGAUAUUCUGCGACUGGUCACUCCCGGCUUUGCUGAUUGCCUGCAGUACAUUCAGUAUGUGGUGUUGACGGGUGCUCUAUCAUUGAAUUACCCAGGCUUUUACCAGCCAACGGUGAGCCAGGCGGCUUGGUCGUCUCUCAUAUUCAAUCAGAGCUUCGCCAACCCAGGCAGCGGCUAUAACCCGGUUGUGGACGGCGUCUAUGCGAUUAAUGGGACCUAUGGCUUGGAUCGGUUCAACCAACUGGUGGGAAUGGCUACCACGCACGAUAUCUGGCCAGGUAUGAUCAUAUGGCUGCUGGUAAUUUUGGUCAGCGUCACGCUGCUUGUCCAGGCUGGCUUUGUGUUGCGUUGGGUUCACCGCGAGUUGGCGCAUAUUCCCGAGCAAGACUUGCGCGCCAAGAACGUACCAUUUACUAUUGGCAACAUCAUCCGCAUCGUAUUCAACUACUUGCUCCUUCCGGUUGUCUCGCUAUCCUUCUUCCAGUUUGUUAUCGCAGGCAGUUCACCCGCCUACACAACUGCUUUGGCUGCAGUGGUGAUUCUCAUCUUAAUCGGCUUUUCAAUCUGGGCUAUCCGUGUGAUUGUUAGUACCCGACCGCGGUCUCAUCUGUUCGAUGAUCUUCCAACGGUUCUCCUAUACGGUCCGCUUUAUAAUACAUUCUGCGAUGACGCGGCGGCUUUUGCCAUGGUACCAUUGUUUUUGACAUUUGCUCGAGGUGUCGCUAUUGGGGCUUUGCAGCCAUCGGGCAUUGCUCAAAUUGUGUUGCUCGCCAUCUGUGAAGUUGUCUCGGUGCUCACGCUCGUGGCUUUCCGACCCUUCCCCGGGCCGACCCUCAUGAAUCUGUAUCACUGCUGCUUUUCCAUCAUCCGGUUCUUGACCGUCUUGCUGAGUGUGGUGUUUGUUCCGUCUUUAGCGGUCUCCGAGGCCGCACGAGGCUGGAUUGGUUACGUGAUUCUUGUUCUGCAUGCACUGGUGCUUAUCUUUGGGUUCUUCCUCAACGCUCUACAGACCUUUAUCGAGGUCAUUGCGCGGCUUGCCGGUGCCGGUGGUGCUACUCGUGGCGGUUUGGUCAAGGUCUUUGGAAUGCGCCAGCUCUCGAGGCGUGCUCCUCAGCGCGGUAUCCAGCGCGAUAUUACUCGACAAAGUCUCGGAUCUGAAGCCGCGAUGCUCACCCAUGGUGACGAUCGCAUGUCAUCUCAAUUUGAUGGUUCUCGCCCUCGUAGCCUGUCAGGCAACUCGGCUCUUCUCCUUAGCCGUGCCAGUGAUGGCCGCGCAAGCCAGCUGCUUGACUACGCGAGUUCCCACGGCGGUACUCACAGCCGUACUGCGAGCAGCGGACUCUACACGCCUACGACACUCGGUGGACACACUUCCUACGGCGGAGCUGAAUCUCCUGUGAUUGGCAUGCAGCCCCGUGAUCCGUACUAUCGACCUCCACGGCCAGGACGGAGAACGCCCCAGCCCAGCUCUCUUGAUGGGGGUCGGGCACCGAAGACUAUAAUGAAGCCCAGCCGUGCUAUGGAUACGGAAGACGAUCUAGGAGAUGGCCCACCGGCCUCUGGCCGGGCGACUCCUACACCGGCCUACAUUCCAGCACCCAAGGAAGACAUGGAACUUGAAGACCCUCGCAAGCAAAAAGAUUAUGCCGUCCGAGAAGUCGAUUUUUAUUACCGUGUCCGCGGCCCGCCCCUCUCGCACAUGGGCACUCGUAAACUGAAGACGGGCCCAGCAGACCCGACAGGCCCAGUUUCUUCCGCAACAGGGUGGUUCCGGAACUUCUUCCAGGGAAAGACCAAGGAGAAAGGCAAGGGAUUCGAGGUGGUGCGGAGCGCAAGGGCGCCCCCGCCUGGUUUGUUUGACGGGGAGUUCAAUGAAGAACCGUACCAAGACGACCCCGAGGAUGGAGGUCAUUCUCGCCACGUCUCCACCGCCUAUAGCCCGUACCAGGACUCUGAUGGUGACCACUACAACCGGCAAUCGAGCGACCGUCCUCCUGUUCUACCGCAAGUCGAUUCCGUUGGCAGCAUCGAGCUUCCAAGCCGGAUGGGAUCCCGUCGCACCGUUCAGGAGUCACUAGCAGAAGAGACCGAAGAAUCACCUCAGACUCUACCUGCCGUCAUCGAAAUACCAGCCUCCCCCGGGUCCCAACGAACUGGGACUAUCUCACCCUCUGAACACCUGCAGCCGGAGUCCCCCACCACCGCGAAAAUGCCGUUCAGCGGAAGCAGCUCCCCCUCCCGUGAACGCAAUCCCUCCGUCGCAUCUACAACUCGAUCUGCCACCUCUAGCAGCCGCAGGAGCCACAAAAAUGUGCAAGAAGAUGGCCGCUCUGACCGACCUUCGAGCAUGGGGUAUGUGCCCCACUAUCGCAUGAGUGAUAACAUCACCCAAGCGAGUCCGGAUGAGCCCUCCUUCACUGGCAGUGCUGCAGAGCUAGUCGACGAGCCAUUACACGCCGAGCAUUGA
Penicillium riverlandense is the source of this 3357-nucleotide messenger RNA. RefSeq lists its product as uncharacterized. The record is from RefSeq and is a predicted model, not a curated record. The transcript is spliced from 2 exons. The coding region runs from base 1 to 3357 and encodes 1118 amino acids. Gene Ontology annotation, biological process: transmembrane transport. NCBI's taxonomy places the organism in Eukaryota, Fungi, Ascomycota, Eurotiomycetes, Eurotiales, Aspergillaceae.